AUGUUUCCAGUGUGUGUGUGUGUAUCUGGUUAUGGAGUGUUUGGGUGGAGGGUGGAGAAGAUGGAGGCGGUGCAGUUGGACAGCACACAGCUGGGCGUGUUCUACACCGGGGACGCCUACAUCAUCCUGAAUAAACACCGCGGGGGGGCGGACCUGCACAUGUGGAUGGGUGAGGAGUCCUCCCGGGACGAGCAGUGUGCCUGUGCCAUGCUGGUCACUCAGCUGGACCAGUUCCUCGGGGGGGACGCGGUCCAGUACAGACAGGAACAAGGCGAAGAGACCGACGAGUUCAUGCAGCUGUUUCCAAAUGGAGUCAGUUACAAGCGUGGGGGGGUCGAGUCCGGCUUCAGGAAGGUAGAGGCGGAGCGGGUGCAGGUGAGACACCUGUACCAGGUGAAGGGGAAGAAGAACAUCCGGGUGAGAGAGGUGGAGCUGAACUGGAGGAGCUUCAACACUGGAGACUGUUUUAUUCUUGACCUGGGACAGACGAUCGUAUCGUGGAGUGGCCGUAACUCCAGUGUGUUCGAGCGGCAGAAGGUUCACCAGAUCGCUGCUUUAAUCCGAGACACAGAGAGAAACGGCAAAGCUCAGAUCUGUGAUGUAACACAGGGGGAGGAGCCACCAGAGAUGAUCCAGGCGCUCGGUCCAGUCCCGGCUAUUAAAGACUCGUCUGAGGAGGACAGUAAAGCAGACAGGACAAACUCCGCCUCCUUAUACAAGGUUUCUGAUGCUGUGGGUCGUGUGUGUGUAACUCGGGUGGCUGAUAAAGCUCCGUUUCAUCAGAAGCUCCUGCAGAGAGACGACUGCUUCAUCCUGGACAACGGAUCCAACAACAAGAUCUUCAUCUGGAAAGGUAUUGGAGCCAAUGAGGAGAGAAAGAGGGCGGCACUGAAGCUGGCAGACGAGUUUAUAGUGCGGAUGAGCUACUGCAAAAUCCAAACACAGGUGGAGCUUCUACAUCAGGGCCGUGAAUCAGUUCUCUUCAAACACUUCUUCUACAGCUGGACUUAAAAUCACCAACCACGCCCACAACCUCCAACCACACCCACCCACCCACCCACUCACACCUACUCCCUCACCACAUCCCCCUACAACCCACCACACCCACAACCUCCACGUCCACCCAUUUCAUCAAACGUCCCAACUUUUCUGGAGACGUGGUUUGUAUUGUUGAGAUGAAGAACUUUGUUCUGAUCAUCACUCGUCCAGGACCAGAAAAAAGACGAAGAAAUCUUUUG
Molecule: messenger RNA, 1238 nt
Organism: Trichomycterus rosablanca
Lineage: Eukaryota; Metazoa; Chordata; Actinopteri; Siluriformes; Trichomycteridae
Gene: capga
Product: capping protein (actin filament), gelsolin-like a
Exons: 8
Coding region: 1-1011 (336 amino acids)
Biological process (GO): actin polymerization or depolymerization; central nervous system development; cell projection assembly
Cellular component (GO): cytoplasm; actin cytoskeleton
Molecular function (GO): phosphatidylinositol-4,5-bisphosphate binding; actin filament binding
Source: RefSeq, a predicted model, not a curated record